AUGUUCAGAAAUAACUACGACAACGAUUCCGUUACUUUCUCGCCGCAGGGUCGAAUAUUCCAGGUCGAGUAUGCAUCGGAGGCUGUGAAGCAGGGAAGUGUAGUUGUGGGAAUAGUAAGCAAGACGCAUGCUGUGCUUGUUGCUUUAAAGCGCAACGCCGAAGAACUCUCCUCGUACCAAAAAAAGGUCAUCGCCAUCGACGAGCAUCUCGGCCUAGCACUCGCCGGCCUCGCCUCCGACGCCCGCGUUCUCUCCAACUUCAUGAAGCAGCAAUCGCUAUCCUCGCGCCUAACCUACGGCCGCGCCAUCCCCGUCGAGCGCCUCGUAUCAUCGAUCGGCGACCGCGCUCAGACAAACACGCAGCACUACGGCAAGCGGCCCUACGGCGUCGGGCUGCUGGUCGCGGGCGUCGACGAGACGGGUCCGCAUCUAUUCGAGUUCCAACCGUCGGGCAUGACGCAGGAGAUGGCGGCGUGUGCGAUUGGCGCGAGGAGCCAGAUGGCACGCACGUAUUUGGAGAGGAAUUUGGAGAAGUUUGGGGCCUGUGGCAGGGAGGAGUUGGUGGUGCAUGGGCUGAAGGCGUUGAAGGAGAGUUUGGCGCAGGAUAAGGAGUUGACGGUCGAGAAUUGUAGUGUGGGUGUUGUGGGGUUGGGAAAGGGGGGGAAGGGUCUAGAGGGGUUCAAGCUUUUUGAUGGGCAGGAGGUUAAGCAGUGGGUUGAUCUUGUGGCUGAGGGGGCCGAGGAGAAGGAGGGUGAAGGUGAAGAUGAAGGGAUGGAGGUUGAUUCGUAG
Molecule: messenger RNA, 789 nt
Organism: Lachnellula hyalina
Lineage: Eukaryota; Fungi; Ascomycota; Leotiomycetes; Helotiales; Lachnaceae
Product: putative proteasome subunit alpha type-6
Exons: 3
Coding region: 1-789 (262 amino acids)
Biological process (GO): ubiquitin-dependent protein catabolic process
Cellular component (GO): proteasome core complex; proteasome core complex, alpha-subunit complex; nucleus
Source: RefSeq, a predicted model, not a curated record